Molecule: messenger RNA, 516 nt
Organism: Volvox carteri f. nagariensis
Lineage: Eukaryota; Viridiplantae; Chlorophyta; Chlorophyceae; Chlamydomonadales; Volvocaceae
Exons: 2
Coding region: 1-516 (171 amino acids)
Source: RefSeq, a predicted model, not a curated record
AUGGCUCCGAAAAUGGCACGCCAGUCACAAGCGUCACCGCAGACCCUUGCGCCCGUCAACUUGGGCGCUUAUGGCACGCCUUCAACAAGCCAGCCGUCCACCUCUUCAGCCGGCGCCCAAGCCAAGCCGCCCGUCGACAUAGCUGACCUGUGGGCGCAGCUGGCAGCGGCCUCCCCAACCGGCGGAGGCCGCGAUCGUUCCUCUCCAGCCGGGGUGCCCAAACGGCCCCUCUCCUUCAACCGGAUGAAGGACGACGCCCGCCGCUACCAACCCUUCCGAAAUCACUUCACCCUCACACGCCUCAUGUCCACCGCCAAUCCUGCUCUGGCCCACAAGAUGGAAGCCUUCUACAUCGCGCAGUUCAAGGCCCGGGGGCCGGGAGGCUACAAUGUGCUGCACGGGCCGCCUUCCGCCAGCCCGGCCUUCUACGCCAUGACCCAACAACGCGCAGGCGGCGCCCACACGCCCACCGCCGUCACAGUCCAGGACGAUGACGCCCCUGCCACGCUUGCCUAG